UGGCCCAAAUUCAGAAGGCAUAGUGGACUAGGUUUUCAGAAAGCCAUCCAUCCUCUUUCAAUUCCUUCAUAUAGUUUCCGCAGCCAUUCUUUCACCUUUUCAAACCUGAUUUUGGAUUCAUCUACACCCCCAUUCUCCUUGUUCUGUAAAAAAAAAAAAAAAAAAAAAAAAAAAAAGAGUGAUAUUCCAGAAGAAUUGGUGCUGAAAAUUCUGGUGCGAUUGCCUACAAAGUCUCUGCUGCGAUUCAGGUCUGUUUGCCAAUCUUGGUAUUUUCUUGUUAGUAGUUCCCAUUUCAUUUCUUCACACAAACUUCACAACCAUGCUACUGGUAACUAUAAUAUUCUCUUUAGGCGCUACUGCAACAUCCAACAGAAAGAAAUAUAUAUCUUAUAUGAUGAAAAAUGUAGUUUUGGUUCUUUUAGGACAAUUUGGGAUCUGGGUUUCCCAUUUGAUAGGCCUGAAGGGAACUACUAUACUGUUGGGGGUUGUGUUGAUGGGGUGAUUUGCUUAUGGGAUGACACUCAUGAACUCAACCCUGUGUCUCUGUGGAACCCCACCAUCAGAAAGUCUUAUCAGGUUCCUAAUCUUUAUUGUAAACCUUCUGGUAGUAGAUCACUGACUUACCUAAAAUGUUCUUUUGGGUUUGGCUUUGAUGCUGUAGCUAAUGAUUAUAAAAUUUUAAGGAUUGCCUUUUGGUUUCGUAAUUUCACAGCAAGUAGGAGAGUUGACAAUACGCCUUUGUCUUUUUCGACUAAACCCGCUGCAUGCUCCGCUGACAUUUUCUCUCUGAGUACUAAAUCAUGGAGAUGUGUCAGAAAUUCUGUGCCCUUGCAGCAACUAAGUGUUCCUGCUUUUGUUAAUGGUGCUCUCCAUUUCUUGACUCACAAAGAUGGUAAUCAGUACUGUAUCGUGUAUUUUAGUCUGAAUGCUGAGACUUUUAUGGAAAUGGCAUGUCCUGAGGACGGGAAACUUAAUAUUGACUCAGAUCAUCGGAUUGUGGGGUCCUCGGGGACUAUUUUCCUGCUCCACCAAUUUCCUGGUUAUCGAUGUGACGUAUGGGUAAUGAAAGAGUAUAAUGUGGAAGAGUCGUGGACCAAACUAUUCAGAAUUCAUUUGGAUAUGUACCCUGAAAUAGGAUGGAAACGCUUUCUUAGCAUCGAUAUGAAUGGCGAAUUAAUAUUAUGUGAAGUCUAUUCAGAAAGUCUGGUUCUAUUGGGGGACAACAAUUGUGUAACACAUCUGCAACAAAAUAAUGAUCACAAUAUGCAGGAGGAGCAUAACAGAAAAAGACUUGAGAUUCACCAUAUUCCUAACAAGAGGCGGGGAAAGAGUGCACGAUUGCCUUCGAUUAAUUUGAAAACUGAGAUCGAGUGAUAUUCAUGGGGAUAUCAGUCAGAGAGAAGCAUAAGCCAUCAAAUCUGGAGACCGGGACAUUGGUGUAGUCGCCUUAGUUUAUUAAAGUCACUGUUGCAAACUCUUUAGCAGCUUGUCAUUUUCAUUUAGUUAUAUGCUCUAGUUCUCAGUACUCCAACCUCUACUGCAGCUGCCUUAAAGGUUUAAAACCUUGUUGCAAACUCAUAAGCAGGUUGUUAUUUUCUUU
Molecule: messenger RNA, 1600 nt
Organism: Chenopodium quinoa (quinoa)
Lineage: Eukaryota; Viridiplantae; Streptophyta; Magnoliopsida; Caryophyllales; Amaranthaceae
Product: F-box/kelch-repeat protein At3g23880-like
Exons: 3
Molecular function (GO): protein binding
Source: RefSeq, a predicted model, not a curated record